Molecule: messenger RNA, 3362 nt
Organism: Paralichthys olivaceus (Japanese flounder)
Lineage: Eukaryota; Metazoa; Chordata; Actinopteri; Pleuronectiformes; Paralichthyidae
Gene: lingo4b
Product: leucine rich repeat and Ig domain containing 4b
Molecular function (GO): protein binding
Source: RefSeq, a predicted model, not a curated record
CAGCAGCUUCUCCGCAGCGUCACCGCACACAAACACACAGGAGCAACACAGACUCACACAGUCGACCUAAAUUAAUUUAGUAGCGCAAUUAUCCCAAAACUGCCCCUGGGUAUUCAGCAGCAGCCGGAAAAAAAAAAGAGAAGAAAUUAACGAAGAAGGAGGACGAAGGAUGUGACAGAUGUUGGAAAAGUCUGGUUGGAUGUAGAGCGGAGGAGGAGGAGGAGGAAGAGGAGAGGAACUGUCCUGAACUGAGAGAUGUUUUUCUGCUGCGGACAGACGAUGAUGAAGAUUUACUGCAACGAUUCCUUCACUGAAAUCUUCCUCUGGAAAUUCUAAAGGGCAUGUUACUGACGGAACUUCCUCCAAACACAGGACUUAACUCGAGUCUGAUUCCAACUUGACUGCCACUGGUUAUGAAAAUCUGCACACCGAGACUGAAACGGCAGGGGGUAAGAUGUUUGUGGAGUCAGUCGUCCGGUGGGGGGCGUGGAGCGUCCUGCUCCAGUUUGGACUGGGUGUAGCUGCAGGAGGUUGUCCGUCACGCUGUGUGUGUCGACCCGAGGUCAAAGAAGUGAUCUGCUCUGGAAAACAUUUGAAUUCUGUGCCAGAGGGCUUUUCCAGCGAUGCCAGGCGUUUGGAUUUCUCUCACAAUAAGAUUAAGACAGUGGGCCGCCGCCAGUUCUCUGGCCUCCUGCAACUUCAAGAGUUGGACCUCAGCGAUAACAUAAUCUCCAUGAUUGAGGUAGAGGCUUUCCAAGGCCUGCAGAAUCUCAGGACGCUUCGGAUUAAGAAUAACCGACUCAAGAUCAUCCCAGUCGGGGUGUUCUCUGGCCUGUCCGGCCUGCGCCUUCUAGAUUUAAGCCAGAAUGAGAUUCUGGUCUUCCUGGACUACACCUUCAAAGAAAUGGUGAGCCUGCAAACGCUGGAGGCUGGAGAGAAUGAUUUAGUGUUCAUCUCGCAGCGGGCGUUCGUUGGUCUACAGAAUCUGCAGGAGCUCAAUUUAGAUCGCAGCAACCUGACGUCUAUUCCCACUGAGGCAUUGUCGCAGCUCCAGAGCCUGACGCGUCUUCGAAUGCUGCGCCUGACCAUCACGACACUUCCUAACAACGCUUUCCGACGACUCCACCGUCUGCGCAGCCUCCUGAUAGCAAACUGGCCAGCCCUGGACUCUAUAGCUAGCAACAGCCUGAUUGGUCUCAAUUUGACCUCGCUUGUCAUCAGCAGCUGCAACCUCAGUGCUGUUCCUUAUUCAGCGCUGCGUCACCUGGUGUACCUGCGCUUCCUGGACCUAUCCUACAACCCCAUCACUGUUAUCCAAGGUAAUCUGCUCAGUGACCUCCUGCGACUCCAGGAGUUACACCUAGCAGGGGGGAGCCUGCUACGAAUAGAGCCAGGGGCCUUCAGGGGACUGGCCUACUUUCGUAUGCUCAAUGUGACAUUCAAUCAGCUUGCUACUUUGGAGGAGCGUGUCUUCCACUCUGUGGGGAACCUUCAGGUGCUGCGGUUGGAUGGGAAUCCCCUGUCAUGUGACUGCCGCCUUCUGUGGGUAGUCCGUCGCAGAUUACGUUUGAACUUUGACGGACAUCAGCCAACUUGUUCCUCCCCGGAUGCAGUGAGACAGCGUGAAUUCAGAGACUUCUCAGAGAAGGAACUCCCGCGGCUGUUUACCUGCCGCCCUGCUCGAAUCAUGGACCGCAGGCCGCAGGAGGCCAGAGUGGAGGAGGGUACGACAGUUCUCUUCUCCUGCAAAGCUGACGGGGAUCCGUUCCCAUCCAUCACCUGGAUCUCCUCCCACAAGAAUUUGGUUUCUGCAACAGGAAGGAUCAGAGUUUUGCCCAACGGCACUCUAGAAGUGCGUUUUGCCCAAGUACAGGACAGUGGUACCUAUCAGUGCCUGGCGAGCAACGCGGCCGGCAAUGACAGCCUGACUGUCGGCCUCUAUGUGAAGGGCCUCCCCCGUAACAGAACCAUCCCUUUCUUCUCAGAGGAGGGUUGGGCGGAGCCUUCGAAUCCCCAAGCUGCCAACUCCUCGGCUCAAAUGGCCAAGCCGUACCCGUUCGACGCAAAGACGCUUAUCAUCGCCACUACCAUGGGCUUCCUGUCGUUUCUCAGCUCGGUGGCCAUCUGCUUCGUCUUCAUGUUCUUCUGGAGCCAGAGCAAAGGACAGAUCAAGCACACGGCAACUAUUGACUUUGUUCCUCGAUCGUCCAUGGGCGGAGGAGGAGAGGGAGGUGAUGGUGGCAGGUUCACCAUGAAGCUUAUUUAAAGCAGAGCUGAAAGGGGUCUUCACGGUGUCUGUCGGUUCUUUGCAAUAUGGACCCUCCCCUCCGUUGGGACCCUCAGAGACAGAGACAUCUAUUCGAAGGCAUCAGUGCCAGUCUGUUGAGCUUCUAAUUUAAGAGCUGAAAGUCUCGGUGCCCACUCGGCCGUGUUAUCUAACUAAUGAAUAUCUCAUGGUCCUGGGACAGAGUGAUGUCGACAGACUGUUGGCAGAGAUGUGUCAUGGUGGCUGAACAACCUCUGCUUUGACAGGUGGAAUUUUUUAUGUAGCAUGUAAUUAUGUUUAAAUUUGAACAGAUUUGGGGAAAUACACACAGAGUCUUUGAAUUAGACACAUUAAACAAAUGUCUCUGCGUUGUUUAAACACAUCAGGUCCACAUCGUACAAGUCAAGUGAAUAUUGACCCUUUUGACCCCUGGGUUGCUUUUUUCACUCACCAACAGAGAAUCAUGUCGGAGACUGUUAAUUCAGCAUUGGUUGUAAGACUUUAACUUUAAUAUGAAUAUGUGACGUUAAAGCUUUUGAUACUUGCAAUAAAUAUAUAUGGAAUAGUGUCGCCAAGUAAUUUCUGAUCUCAAGUUUGUGGUUACAUUUUUGAAAUGUGUCGAGCUUUGCAUUAUGUUUGAUUUCCAGCUUGAUUUAAAUGAUAAUGUGAGAGGACAGAUUACAUAUUACAGACUGUACCAUGAUAUACAUAGGAAUGUUCCCAUUUCAUGCUUAAAACUAGAAUGUCACUAAGUCGACUGCAUGUACUGCCACCACUUUUUUAUUUCCUACCCACACAAAUGACUGAAAAACAUGUGCCUCAGUAACAUUCUCACCACGGACAGAGAGAAUGCUCACGGUUAUCUUGUAAAUAUUUAGGUCAAGGGCGUUUGUGCGCGCCGGGUUUAUUCUAUCAUUUGAUCUAGUUGUGGGGAUUAGUGUCACUCUGAUGCACCACUCUUGUUGUGUAUAAACUUCAUUGUGUCAGAUGUACUAUGCACAAAGCGACGCUUUAUCGAGCCAGGAUGAGAGGAUGUCAAUGAUGCACACACAAGCUCUGACAAGUUUGUUUGGCGCUCGCUGUCUUGUUCAUAAAU